This is a messenger RNA of Zychaea mexicana, 625 nucleotides long. RefSeq lists its product as uncharacterized. Lineage: Eukaryota; Fungi; Mucoromycota; Mucoromycetes; Mucorales; Lichtheimiaceae. Gene Ontology annotation, cellular component: endoplasmic reticulum; plasma membrane. The record is from RefSeq and is a predicted model, not a curated record. The coding region runs from base 117 to 392 and encodes 91 amino acids. The transcript is spliced from 2 exons.
CUGUCUCUCUCUUUGUGUGUGUGCUUGCUAUUGCAUGAUUGGAAUGCUAAUAAUAUUUAUUCUAUUCUUAGCUAACGUCAGAACACGCUAUCAUCACCUACAUUUACGUGAUCCGCAUGCUGGAGACAUCAGACCAAAGUCUUUGCGACGCCAACUGGCGCCUGGUUCUUUUAGCCGCCAUGCUACUUGCUGUCAAAGUCUGGGACGAUUGUGCCGUUUACAACUAUGACUUUGUUCAAAUAUUCCCCGAACUCGAUAUCCGAGUCAUUAAUAUGAUCGAGCGCCGCUUCAUGAUGGCCAUGAACUGGGAUGUGUCUUGCACGUGUUCUUAUUUCGCCAGAACCUACUUUGAUCUGCGCUCACUCGUCAGUACCAGAAUAACCCCACCUUAAAGCCAAACGUAGCUGUAGAGUAUAUACCCCCACCACCACAUCUUUCUUUUCACUUAUUAAUCGCUUUCUUUCACCUGUUGCCAUCUUCCUCACCAUCGCUUUGCUGUUAUUGUUCGCAUACAUGAUCAAAAAUAACCCCGUAACUACCCAAUAAUGUCCACUACUACCCUUAUAAUGCUCUUUAAUCAAUCACUUGCCUGUAAAUAUACUAAUAAUAAAUCAAUCACCAAAAG